UUCUGAGAGGGUCAUCUUGAAGUAGUACAUUCUAGUGUGUUGAUUUUCGAGAUGGCGAUGUUGUCGAUGUGGACAUGGCGUGCUUUAAUUUCGUUACGAGCUCGUUGUUUUCAGAAUGUUAAAGACUUUGGACAAAUCUGCGAAUACCAUGAAUUCAUACUGGCAGCCUUAGAGGUUCUGCGUCGUUCAUCACGUUGUGUACUACUUUAAACGUCGAUCUACAUCAUGUGAAGCCGAAUUACGUCUGGCGAAUCGUCAGUUGUAGGCAAAACCUGAAGAAGUUGAAAAUGCAGUAGAGGUGGCACUUCAAGAAGGGUAUCGUCUUAUUGACACAGCCUUCAAUUAUAACAACGAAGAAGCUAUUGGGCGUGCACUGAGACGGUGGGUGGAUGCAGGGAAAUGCCGCAGAGAGGAACUGUUCAUUAUGACCAAGCUUCCCCACAUUGGAAAUCGUGCUUCCGAUGUGGAAAUGUAUCUUACUACAUCACUACGUAGAUUACAGCUUGACUAUGUGGAUCUGUACUUAAUUCAUGUCCCAUUUGGGUUUGUACCUGAUAAUACUGGUGAGAAUCCAGCAAAGAAUGCUGAUGGGUCAUUUGUACUUGAUGAUACAGAUCAUCUAGCUGUGUGGAAGGCAAUGGAGCAACAAGUGGAUUCUGGUCAUGCCCGCAGCAUUGGUGUAUCUAAUUUCAACAUAUCACAACUAGAAAAGAUAGUUGGUGCAGCCAGAAUUUGUCCCGCUACACUGCAAGUGGAGCUUCAUGCUUAUCUGCAACAACCAGAAUUACGUGCCUGUUGCUCAAAACUAGGAAUCCCCCUCACUGCCUAUUCACCCCUAGGUUCUCCUGGUGCGAAGCUCCAUUUUCAGCAGAAGUACAAUUUUCAAUAUCCGGAGAACAAUGCACCAGACCUUCUAGAACAUCCACUGGUGAAACAAAUAGGCAAUAUUCAUGGAAAGUCUCCAGCACAGGUAUUACUCAGGCACCUGGUACAGCAGGGAAUUAUUGUAAUCCCCAAGAGUGCGGACCCCAAACGCAUUAAAGAAAAUGGACAGAUCUUUGACUUUGAACUGACUCCUGAAGAAAUGUUGCAAUUAGGUGGCUUAGACCUUGGGGAGAAUGGCAGGAUCAUAAACUUUAUGUUUUGGAAAGGAGUGGAGAAGCAUCCAGAAUAUCCAUUCAAGCAACAAGAAUCAAUAUAAAUAUGCCGCCACAGAAAACACCUUACAGUAUUGUAAUUAAAGAAUGGACUUUCAAGGAGAAAAUGCAUAUUAUGGAGAGUAAGUUGCUUAUGAGUUGCAAACACUUGAUUUUUGUUUUGGAUGAUGAAGUAUAAAUUUACAGUGACCUGUGAUAAAUUAAAAGUUGUACUCAUAGUAAUAUUCAUUUAGUGUUUGCUCCUCAUCACAGAUAAAACAGUCCAGUAGACCAUGAACAGCAAUAUAUUGAACAUUUAAUAUUA
Zootermopsis nevadensis is the source of this 1461-nucleotide messenger RNA. The record is from RefSeq and is a predicted model, not a curated record. NCBI's taxonomy places the organism in Eukaryota, Metazoa, Arthropoda, Insecta, Blattodea, Termopsidae.